Molecule: messenger RNA, 1281 nt
Organism: Penaeus vannamei (Pacific white shrimp)
Lineage: Eukaryota; Metazoa; Arthropoda; Malacostraca; Decapoda; Penaeidae
Source: RefSeq, a predicted model, not a curated record
AUGAGCUUAGUGUUCACUGGAACACAACUGAUGUAUGCAUACUCGUUCUUUAGGAACAAUAACCUGAAUCAACUAGAAGAACAGGUAGAAGCUGUAUAUGAACAAUUUUACAACGUUCGGCGGCAAUAUGAGGAUCAAGUCUUCCAUUGCUAUAAGACUGCCAUUGUGAGAGCUGAUAGGAAAGCUCGGGAUAUCCUGAUUGAUAAUCCUAAACUCACAGGUGCACCGUUAACAGCCAAAAUACAGCUGGAAAUAUCUGAGCUUGUCCCUUGGUAUAACUGGACUGUAGUACAGUACAGCGAAAUUGGAAGCAUCUCACUGAGUAAGAGGCAUUGUGCUGUGGAAUCUAGAGGCAAACAGAUCUUCACAGUCAAACGUGGAGAACGUAAAGUACUCGUUUUGUGGGAGGAUCGAGGAAAUCGAGAAUGCUAUGAUGCUGACAAGGCGAAUACUUUUGUUCCGUUUAAGUUAUGCGACGGAUGCAACAAUACGGUCUUUCAGGGUUCCGAGAAAACUCUGAAUGGAAAAAGUUGCCCAAACUAUCUUACAGAAACAGUCCAGGAAACAGAAAGGUCUUGCGGGUCUGACUCUUCCACUUCCGAAGUGAAUGGCCUAAUCAACAGUAACAAGUACUCCUUUGUUGCCGGAGGCUUCAGCAGUGACCAGCAUCCCUGUCGAACACACGGAGAUGAGAUGUGUGGCGGUCAUGGGUCCUGCCAAUCCAUUCCCUACAGUGACGACUAUAUGUGUUUCUGUUCCUCCCAUUUUUGGGGUGAAAGCUGUGAGACUUGGUACAACCCCUCCUAUUCUGUGAAUGUAACUGACAUAAUGGUAAGCAUGAGAGAAUCUUUUGGCAUCUCCAUUGGAGUGCCCGAUGUUGUUGAUGUGUAUCUCGAAAUUCAGAAGUUCCCUAGUCAGCUCCGAGAAAUGCAGACAAGCAUGGCGGCCUCAUUUGAAGUUAACAAUCACCUUACUCUCUAUGGGGAUCCUUUCACCAAAGCAGAACGAGUUGCAGACCUGUACCAUCAACUCCUGAGUGGAAAUAUGACUGAGAACACCUUUGGCGAGAAACUUGAACGGCUUAAUCUUAAUUUCGAUUUCAUUUUCUGGAACCUGAAGAAAAUGAUUUAUGGUGACGGGAUCUUAACCUCAGAUGAUUUGAUGAAUUCAUUUAAGAAAUCACAGACGCCUGCAGCUUGCACAGAGAGUUAUGGUGUAAAGAUUUCUAGGUUCAUGAAAAAUAUUUUGACUUUGACGAAGAAGUUACUGAAGCUCAGCUGA